UCUCUCAAGGCUCAACCACUUUUUUUGGCGGGAAACUCGACCAGAAAAUCCUCAAGAGCAGAGAAGAGAGAGACUGAGAGAGAGAGAGAAGGAGAGAAAGAUGGCGGCGGAAGAGGGAAAGGAGGAGGCGGGAUUGGAUCAGGUGGAGGAAGAGUUCUCUGUGUGGAAAAGGAACACGCCGUUUCUCUACGAUCUAAUGAUCUCUCACCCGCUUGAAUGGCCAUCUCUCACUCUCCAUUGGGUCCCUUCGACUCCGAUUCCGUACGCGAAGGAUCCUUACUUCGCCGUACAUAAGCUUAUCCUCGGGACCCACACCUCCGGUGGUGCCCCGGAUUUCCUCAUGGUCGCCGACGUCGUUAUCCCGACACCUGACGCUGAGCCAGGGUUAGGCGGCAGAGAUCAAGAUCCCAUCGUUCCUAAGGUGGAGAUUAGGCAGAAGAUACGUGUUGAUGGAGAAGUGAACAGAGCGCGGUGUAUGCCACAAAAGCCAACUCUUGUGGGUGCUAAAACAAGUGGGUCGGAGGUGUUUCUGUUUGAUUACGCCAGACACUCUGCAAAGCCCCAAACAAGUGAAUGUGAUCCUGAUCUGAGGCUGAUGGGACAUGAACAAGAAGGCUAUGGAUUGGCUUGGAGCGCCUUCAAGGAGGGUUAUCUUUUGAGUGGUUCACAGGAUCAGAAAAUCUGCCUUUGGGAUGUUUCAGCUACUCCCAAUGAUAAGGUUUUGAAUGCAAUGCAUGUGUAUGAGGGACAUGAAAGCAUCAUCGAAGAUGUAGCAUGGCACAUGAAGAACGAGAACAUAUUCGGGUCUGCAGGUGAUGAUUGUCGAUUGGUGAUAUGGGACUUGCGAAUAAACGAAAUGCAACACCAAGUCAAAGUUCACGAGAGAGAGAUAAACUAUCUUUCUUUCAAUCCGUUUAAUGAAUGGGUAUUAGCCACAGCUUCCUCAGACUCGACUGUUGCCUUGUUUGACCUCCGCAAGCUGACUACGCCAUUACAUGUCCUGAGCAGACACGAGGGAGAAGUUUUCCAGGUGGAGUGGGAUCCCAACCAUGAAACAGUGCUUGCAUCUUCUGGCGAGGACAGAAGACUCAUGGUCUGGGAUAUCAACAGGGUCGGGGAUGAGCAACUUGAGAUAGAGUUGGAUGCAGAAGAUGGUCCACCUGAGCUGCUUUUCUCUCAUGGAGGCCACAAGGCCAAGAUAUCAGACUUUGCUUGGAACAAGGACGAGCCUUGGGUCAUCUCAAGCGUAGCUGAAGACAACAGUCUACAGGUCUGGCAGAUGGCAGAAAGCAUCUACCGCGAGGAUGAUGAUGAUGAUGAUGAUGAAGAUGAUGAAGGCGACCAAAAUGCACAACAUACCAAUAAGAAUCAGAAAUGAUUCAAGUCUUUUCGUGAAUGAUGAAUGAGUCGUUAUAAUUGUUGUUAACGUGUUUGGACCAAUCUAUAUAGAAAAGAUUGGGUAUGCUAUAAUUCUUAAGUUUGAUGGUUAACUAAAUCCUAUUUCAAAA
Eutrema salsugineum is the source of this 1508-nucleotide messenger RNA. RefSeq names its product WD-40 repeat-containing protein MSI3. Gene Ontology annotation, biological process: regulation of gene expression. The transcript is spliced from 6 exons. Gene Ontology annotation, cellular component: nucleus. Bases 101 to 1378 code for a protein of 425 amino acids. Gene Ontology annotation, molecular function: histone binding. The record is from RefSeq and is a predicted model, not a curated record. NCBI's taxonomy places the organism in Eukaryota, Viridiplantae, Streptophyta, Magnoliopsida, Brassicales, Brassicaceae.